This is a messenger RNA of Penicillium malachiteum, 924 nucleotides long. RefSeq lists its product as uncharacterized. NCBI's taxonomy places the organism in Eukaryota, Fungi, Ascomycota, Eurotiomycetes, Eurotiales, Aspergillaceae. The record is from RefSeq and is a predicted model, not a curated record. The transcript has 5 exons. The coding region runs from base 1 to 924 and encodes 307 amino acids.
AUGGAACUACAGGCUUUCUCCAUUGCAACACAAGCCGUAUGUCUAUGUGGCUAUACUUAUGGCGGAGCUGGAAUUCAUCUAUGGAAUGUGACGGUACCAAUGUUCAACUACUUCCAAAAGAUUAUUCUUGUUGCAGCUGUGAUCUACAUCCCUUCCCUCGCUUUCGCUAAGGUCGGCCUUAUUAUUCUUUAUCAUCGUAUAAUGAACCGACAACCCGGCUAUGUCUUGACUCUCCAUAUCAUCUCAGCGAUCAUAUGCGGUUAUAGUAUAGCCCUCAUGUUUGCUUUGGUCUUUGCAUGCACACCAAUCAAAAAGGGAUGGGACUCGUCAAUCACAACAGGACAUUGUGUUAAUCGCAGCGCCUUAUAUAUUGCAACUGCUGCCUUUAAUAUUGCAUCAGACUUGGCCCUUAUUGUUGUUCCAAUCCCUCUGGUCAUGGGCCUACAGAUGCCUCGAAUCCAGAAGUGGGGACUUCUUGCUAUGUUCAUGGUUGGUUGCGCUACGUUCAUCACCAGUAUUCUGCGUCUGCAAACCCUGAUCCCAUACCUCACUGCCACCGAUGUUACAUACGAAAUUGCUCCGCCGCAAAUGUGGAUUUAUAUCGAAGCAAACUUAAUCAUUAUUUGCCCAUGUCUGCCAUUCCUCCGUCAAUUCCUGCGACGCUACUCCCCUGCUUGGAUCGGCGAGGCUACCAGCUCCGGUCGACGAUAUUACAAAGAUUACAGUACGGGUGGUAGUGCUUCACGCAAUCGCCGGAAGCCAGGUCUCACUCUCCUCCAAGAUGAAAUCGCUCUCGCCGAAAGAGCUGAAAGUGCCCACAGCCAGUCCCAUAUUAUCAAAGAGGUUCAGUGGCAAGUGACUGAAGAACGACUAGGCCCGCAAAUAGAGCCAGAGUCUAGCAUUGAACUAUCUCACGGGGCUUAA